AUGGCUGUCGACGUCUAUCCAUCAAAGAGUCCCAGCCUAGGAACCAGUCCCAGAAUCUCAUUCUCUCACGAUCUCAUUCAAAAUUGCAGACCCGCCGUCAUCAACGACGACCCAUCUCUUCUAGAUCCCACUUUCGAUUUCGAUUUCUCAACUGGUAAAACCUUCGCCUUUGAUAUCUCAUUAGCAGAUGAAAUCUUCUCCAAUGGCGUCAUCCUUCCCACCGAGAUAAAACCCAAGAAAGAAACGAAAAUCGAAACAGAGAAACCCAAUGAAGAAGAAGAAGAACCAAAACCCACCAACAAGAAGAUCAUGAGACUUAAAGAGUUCUUGUCCUGCAACAAUGAUGAAACAGAACAUGAGAAAGUUCCAUUGAUAAAACCCUUUUGGAAAUUCAAAAGAAGCAGCAGCUUGAAUUAUCAUCACCAUGGAAGUCUGAUUCGACCAUUACAAUUCUUUUCGAGAAGUAAAUCGGCUGGAUCGGUUGCUCAGACAAUUACUAUGCCUGUUAAGGAAAGAAGGAUCAAACAACCGUUAAUGUUUUCUAGGUCAUCUUCUUGUAAUUCUUAUUAUCCAUAUAAUUCAUCGAAGAGACCGCCGGCGCCGUUGAAGAAGAGUUUCAGCAGAUCAUAUGUUGAUAAUGGCAUUCGGGUUAGUCCUGUUUUGCAUUUCUCAAAUGCUUGUAUUGCUAAAGGGACUGCAACUUUGUUUGGACUUCGUUCACUUUUCUGUAAUGGCUUUGGCAAAUCAAGAGGAAAGAGGAAAUCAUCCAUUAAUUAA
This is a messenger RNA of Impatiens glandulifera, 777 nucleotides long. RefSeq lists its product as uncharacterized. The coding region runs from base 1 to 777 and encodes 258 amino acids. The record is from RefSeq and is a predicted model, not a curated record. NCBI's taxonomy places the organism in Eukaryota, Viridiplantae, Streptophyta, Magnoliopsida, Ericales, Balsaminaceae. The transcript has a single exon.